AGAGAGAGAGAGAGAAAGAGAGAGAGGGGUAUUCAGUCCUGUUUUAAUGGGAAUCCAGGAGGCACACAGGAAAGGGGGACGCAGAAACUGAGAAGGACAGAGAGAGAGAGAGAGAGAGAAAUAAAGAGAGAAAGAGAGAAAGAGAGAAGGCAAAUAAAAGUGGAGACAGGUUUAUUUUACGCACGGAGGGGGGGUGGGAGAGAAAACCGAGGAAGAGGAGGGUGAAGGAGCGCUGGAUUUGUUUUCCUCAGAAUGUGUCUCCUCUCACUCUCAUGACUCCGGGAGGAUUCCAGCUGAACGCAGCCGCUCCGGAGGAAUUGAUGGUGUCUGCUCGGGGACGCGGAGCCGACGGGAGGAAUCUGACCGCGCUCGGCUGAACCAUGCCAACCCUGUGGAUCCUAACUUUGGCGAUCACCCUGAGCCGAGUGUGGUGCGUUCGCUUCUCCCAGGAGCCUGCGGACCAGUCGGUGGUGCUGGGAGAACGGGUGGUGCUGUCCUGCCUGGUCUUCAACUACAGCGGCAUCGUCCAGUGGACCAAGGACGGCCUGGCCCUGGGCAUCGGCGAGGGUCUGCGAGCCUGGCCCAGGUACCGUGUGCUGCGGGCUCUGGACAUCGGCCAGUACAACUUGGAGAUCUCCAACGCCGGGCUGUCCGAUGACUCCCUGUACGAGUGUCAGGCCACGGAGGCCGCGCUGCGCUCCAGGAGGGCGAAGCUCAACGUGCUCAUCCCCCCCGAGGACCCGGUGGUGGACGGAUCCCCGGAGCUCCUGCUGAUGGCUGGGACUCCGUUCAACCUGACCUGUGUGACCCGCGGGGCCAAGCCUGCAGCGCACAUCCAGUGGACCAAGGAUGGAGUCGCUGUGGAGGGAGCCCACCAGUCCACGGAGGUGCUGCCGGACAGGAAGAGGGUGACGACCAGGAGCUACCUGCCCCUCAUGCCAGUCGACACUGACAGCGGCAGCAACUUCACCUGCGUGGCCAGCAACCCGGCAGUGCCCAUGGGCAAACGAGCCACCGUCGCCCUUAACGUCCACCAUCCACCCACAGUGACGCUGUCCAUCGAGCCCCGCUCCGUCCUGGAGGGGGAGAGAGUCAUCUUCACCUGCCAGGCCACCGCCAACCCCCCCAUCAUGGGCUUCAGGUGGGCUAAAGGUGGCGUGCUGCUGGAGGGCGCCCGGGAGAGUGUGUUUGUCACCACAGCCGAUCACUCCUUCUUCACCGAGCCCGUGUCCUGUCAGGUGUUCAACGCCGUGGGAAGCACCAACGUCAGCAUCCUGGUGGACGUGCACUUCGGCCCAAUUCUGGUGGUGGAGCCGCGGCCGGUGACGGUGGACGUGGACUCUGACGUGACCCUGAACUGUAAGUGGUCUGGAAACCCUCCUCUCACCCUCACCUGGACCAAGAAGGGCUCCAGCAUGGUGCUCAGCAACAACAACCAGCUGUAUCUGAAGUCCGUGAGCCAGACGGAUGCAGGUCAAUACGUCUGCAAGGCCAUCGUGCCCCGGAUCGGAGUGGGAGAGACGGAGGUGACGCUCACCGUCAACGGUCCCCCCAUCAUCUCCAGUGAACCGGUGCAGUACUCUGUCAGAGGCGAGAGAGGAGAGAUCAAGUGCUACAUCGCCAGCACCCCGCCGCCCGAUAAGAUCGUCUGGGCGUGGAAGGAGAACGUGUGGGAGAAGGAGAAGGGCACCCUGAUGGAGCGGUACACGGUGGAGCAGAGUAAACCUCCGUCGCAGGGCGGCGCUGUUCUCUCCACGCUCACCAUCAACAACGUCAUGGAGUCGGACUUUCACUCGCCGUACAACUGCACCGCCUGGAACGCGUUCGGACCCGGGACCAUGAUCAUCACCCUGGAGGAGAAGGAUAUUGUUCCAGUGGGAAUUAUCGCCGGUGGUACUGUGUGCUCCUCCAUUCUGCUGCUUAUGUUUCUACUGGCACUCGCCUUCUUCCUCUACCGCCAACGCAAAGGCAGUCGCCGGGGUGUCACCCUGGGUAAACCAGACAUCAAGGUGGAAACAGUCAACAAAGAGACCCACAGCCUGGAGGAGGAGGCGGCCAACGUCUCCACAGCAACCCGGAUGGUCAAGGCCAUGUACUCCUUUCUGCCCUCUGUUUCCCUCUCUCCCUCCACUCAGCCGUUCAAAGACGACAUGGACCUGAAGCAGGAAGUCCGGAGCGAGAGCGACACCCGGGAGGAGUACGAGCUCAAGGAUCCGACCAACGGCUACUACAACGUCCGAGCCACCACCCACGAUGAGGCGCGCCCCCAGUCCCGGGCCAUCCACUACCAGGGAGAGUUCCGACCCCCGAACCCAAACAGUGGGCCAGCCGGUGCCUCGCCCAGCGGACCCUCGGCCGCCCCCGGCGGUGCAGUUCCCCCCAGCGGAGUGCCAGGCUCAAGGACAGGCUGCUAUGACCCCCGCCCGCCUUCCAGGAUGUCCCACGCCACCUACGCCCAGUUCAACACUUUCUCCAGGCCGCCGCCGAGCCAGCAAGCGCCUCCCAAUCCGACUCUUCAAUCGCCCGGAGAUUACCCGGGAGACUGCGGCCUGCUGGAGAGCACAACCCAGCUGGCCUAUGACAACUACGGAUACCCCUCCCAGUAUCCCAGCUACCGCAUGGGCUUUGCCCCUCCCAUAGAGGAAGGGCCAUCCUAUGAGAUGUAUGCAACAGGACAAGGGACCGGGCCAGGACCAGGACCAGGACCAGGGCCAGGACCAGGACCAGGACCAGGACCAGGACCAGGGCCAGGGCCAGGGCCAGGACCAGGACCAGGACCCGGACCGGGACAACAAAGUCCUGAAACAGGGCUGGGGAAUUACGGAAGCUCCACCCGCUUCUCAUACUCAUCUCCACCCUCUGACUAUUCCCAGAGACACACACAGCGGAUGCAGACUCAUGUGUGAGAACACACACACACACGCACACACACACACACACAUACACACUUUUGACUGGCUUUUUACAUCAGCAGCACUUAUACCACAUGAAGAAACUUUGAAACAAAAAAAAAAAAUCACACGUUUCUAACAUUCAAGAAUCUGGUGCAUGGAAGUCAAGUUAAUUUUCAAAAACCUAAAACAACACAACAAUGCACAGCAGCAUCGCAUCAUACACAAUAGGUAGCAGCAAUACAACACGUGCAAAGCGACAGUCACACACAAUUGCGCAGCCCUUCUGUUGCAUGCUUCGACGCGAGCAACAGCCACAAUCAUGAGCAAAGAGAGAUGAAGAGAGGAGCGAGCACUUUGAGGACCGAACAAAAAGAGGAGCAGCGUAAAAAAAAAUAAACAUCUCUUCCUGCGAUCCUCGUUUUUUCCUCCUCUUCGACCGUCUCCCUGCAUCACCUCCCACCCUGUCUCUGUAAAUAAGUGCAACUUCACAUUUGGAAGUCGUUACCUUGUACAAAACCUUAAACAGUGGGAUGCAGCAACCCUCCCUGUAAUCCACACGUUUUGCAUUUCCUGACUUUUGCAAAACACACACACACACACACACACACACACACACACACACACACACACACACACACACACACACACACACACACACACACACACACACACACACACACAGAUCUUUAAAGACUCAUUUGUUUCUAUAUAUUGCAGCAACGGGGCAGCUUGGACUAUAACCACAUCUGGCACUUUGUGAUCCUCUUUCCUCACUAUAACCUACCCAGUGGCCAUUUUUGUACAAGCUCUACCUUGAUUUGAGUGGGACAAAGCUUCCUAAGGCGGUACAGUGAGCGACCAGAGUGCCAAUGCUUAUGUGCCAACACACACAGACUUUUAUCGAGGUGUGUCUCCUUUUUUGUAAAGUGUACGACGAGGCGCUCCGGACGACGAGGUUUUGUAGACGCCACAUCGGAGAGGAGAGGAGAGGUAGCAAGCGUCUCUGUAAACUCCUUCUCCUCCUCAUCUCUCACUUUUAUCAUCAUGAUGCAUUUCUCUACUUCACAUUUCACUCAAGGUCGAUGCCGUAAACUGUAUUUGUGAAGCGAAGUGUGGCAGGAGUGCUUUUUUUUUGUUUUUUGCAUUCGAUAAAUCUCUGCAUUUUGUACAGAAAAGAUACCUCCCCUGUCCUCAAGUGUCAAAAAAAGUAUUUGUUUCUCUCACUUGCACAGUAGUAUAGUUUUUUUUCCAUAUUUAUACCAGAAACGCGUGUGGAAAGAAAUGGCAUUACAUUUUAUAGUAUUUUUAUAAGGAGUUGUGGACCAAAGGUUCAGAGUUAUUGGGUGACACUCGCUUUGUAACGUGGCAACGUGAUCGCUCCUGGAAACGUUUUGAGUUUCUUUAAAAAGAGAUGGAUGGUAUUUUUCAAGCGGAUGUUGUAGAUUUAAAUUAGAAAUAAAAAUUAAGAGAUUCAUUCCAAAAUGGUGAAAUCUCUUCGGCGGAUUUCUCUGUUUGGUGUGAAACUCUUCCUUCGACUUCCGGUCUUGUGACUGGACUGCCUUUUUAUAAACGUCGACGACAUUCAAAGCGAUGGAUGGAGAACAAGCUGCUGCUCACUUUGAGCUGUGCUGCAAACUUUGUAAGCGAUGAGAAGGUUCACGUGUAGUUUAACAUAUCAAGCUGAAGGUACAGAGAAGUCCUAGAGCUCCGAUGGUACUUUGUACAUUUAUCUGUAAGUACGCUGGUUCCCUCACUGCAACCGAAACUUUGGUAUUGUACGUCUGAGCUUUUUAUCCAUUUCGUUGUGUCAGCCUUGGUGUGUGUGUGUGUGUGUGUGUGUGUGUGUGUGUGUGUGUGUGUGUGUGUGUGUGUGUGUGUGUGUGUGUGUGUGUGUGUGACUGCGGCUUUUGACCACACAGCUCGUGAUGAUCUGUGUUUAAAUAUAUAUCUUUUUUUGCUCUAACGUCAAAUGAUGCAGCGAUUAAACAAAUCCAGCAUUCGAGUAAAUCUCCGCUGCACCGUUACCCAAAUGUUUCCCCUUGAAGGAGGAAAUCUCGCUUUGUCUCUAAUCGCACAAGACGGACAAAAGAAGUCGCGUUGCUUUGCUUGCGUUUCCAUUAAUGAAUUAAAACUCUGAGCAGUUUACAAAAGGCUUUUUAAAGGCUGAACAAUGUGGAUUAUUAUCUGCGCAGCGAGUACAACUGCAAAGUUUGAAUAAUCAGCUGAAAGAGGGUUAGGGUUAUGGCUGAUAUAAAACAUUAUAUUAAGUAAGAAUUGCUGAAAACGAAGCCUUACUUUUAAAACAACGGCGUGUUAUAACUUCCUAACAUUGGUUUUCACACAUUUAAUUUGAGCUGUAGAGAUUUUCUUUUCAAGUAUAAACUAAUUUUCUUGUCACAACAGUGCACAAGGAAAUCACUUUUGGCCUGAUUCAUGUAAAAAUUCAGUAUUUCACCUCGACAGGAAAUUAUUCGACUUCUUCUAACUUGCUUAAUAUUUGACUUGCAAUGAGAAUUCUGCUCUGAAAACAUCCAUUCAACACAGCAACUGGUAUUAAAGCAAGAUCAGAGGUGUCACCCCAGGAUGUUGAAGUGGUUCAGCUCUGUAACUGAGAUUAAAUUCAACAUCUUUCAACUCUUUUUCAGUAACACGUGACUUUUUUUAAAACUUCUACUGGCGACCACAUGGAAAUCCCUUCAGCAUUUUGUCUCUACCUUCUCCUGAGGGCACAUCUGCUUUGUCCCACAGACAAAGUGAAGGAGGGAAUUCGACAGGGACUCACCCACUUAGUAUCUGCACCAGGUUUUUCAGCAUUUAAAAUUGAUGGAUGGCGCUUUGCAAAAGAUCAGAGGCCACAAAGGUGAAGCCAGAAAUCUCAGCACCUCCAUCACCUAAUCAUUGAGUCUUAAUACUUAUAAGCCGCCCUAUCAAACCUUCACAGAUACAGUAUAUUAUGGUAAUUUUCUGCAAAAGGGCAGUCAAAUUCAUAUUUAUUGCCCCUAUUUUGAAUAAACACUCUGAGAAAGGAAAUCAUCUCUGAUUAGAAUAUCAGAUAGAACCUUGUAGCUUCAAGGUCACGAUAUAAAACCACUACUGCAGUUAUGGAGAGAAGAAUGGCAGAUGGAGCACCCUUUUAAAUUUAUAUGGUUAUCACAGCCUUGGUACUGCAUACUAUUACCUCUUUACAACCUUUUUACAGAGUUGUAGCGGCGCCGUCGCCUCUUUUGCCUCCGACUCGCAAUGUCGUCAUGACCUUGUGUGGAAAGAGUUUGACACCGAGGAGACGCCGCGGCCGGCAGACACACGACGGGGUCACCCAGGUUCCUCGUCAUUACCUUUUAACCAUUCAUGGUCUGUUGACGGUGCGGAGAUAUGAAUCUAUUAAAUACACCUUCGAUGCCAAAAGUGCUAAAUGGAUGUUUGGAUUUGGUUCUGCGAUGAAAAGAUGAUGGUUAGGAAGGGAAUGUAGAGGUGCCGUCUCCUCCUCUUCCUCACAUGCACCUCUCUUUGCUCUCUGCUCUCUCCUGCGUCACGUUAAUCGCCACCUACCUGCUUCCAAAUUUAGAGGUUGAACCUCUGAAAAGAAUCACAGCAAACCGUCUCUCGCUGCUUUCUUCCAAAUUCCCUCUAAGAGCAAUCCAGCUUGUAUACAUGUGUGUAUGUUGUGGGGGGGUAGAGUAUAUAUAGCUUCACUAACUCAUAACAUCCAUCCUCCGUGUUCAUUAUUUCACGAUCUCCUCUCUUCUUAUGGAAUUCUGUAUUUGAAAACUUAUUUUCUCGGUAUUACCUUGUGGUGUUUCAUCACCGGGGGAAGAAACUUUUAUUCACAGUAUUGUAUUUUAUCUUGGAAGCAUCGGAUGGGGGGGGGUCGGAUAAAAAGAGAGUGGACGUGUGCAUCUGUGGCCGAAAUGACUCAACGCCCAACCAGGCCACAACAAAUAGCUCAAAUCCUGUCUCAACUAGGCCAACCCUGACUAGAACCAGGCCAGACCCACAGCUAACUGCUCUGAUGCAUGCUGUGCUGUGCCGUGCCGUCCCCGGCCAAGAGUGACUCGUGUGGCUCGGUGUCAAUUCUUACCUUUUGGAGUUAUCGGUGCCAAAAGACUGUGCAAAGCAAAAGAAAAUGUACUGAGCAAACAAACAAAUGCAGCAGCCAUAUGUGUUUAUUGAGUGUGUGUGGAUGUGUGUGUGUCUAGUUUUGUGUUUCCUCCCAUGCACAUGCUGUGUAUGCAUCCAUCUGUGAACAUGCAUGUGUGUUGUUGUACAUGUGUUGGCAGCAUGUAACCCCAGUGUGUUUUCAUACCAGUAUUGAUACGUUGGGAUCACUGGUCUGCAGAAACUGGGGUUUGACUGAUGUUUCCGGCCAAAAUCCAACAGAUCAACCAGUCGCCCGGUCGCCUGCUGGUAUGAUGGAGGCUCCUCCUGACCACAGUGACUGAUGAGUAUUCUGAAAUAUAGCGACAUUAGAUUUCCUUUUACAGGUUUCUGUUCGUUCAUUUAAUAGGACAAUCAUCAAAAUGGUAUUCACAAUCAAAUCAGAUUUAAAAUCUCCUGGAUAAUGACGU
Molecule: messenger RNA, 7459 nt
Organism: Hippoglossus stenolepis (Pacific halibut)
Lineage: Eukaryota; Metazoa; Chordata; Actinopteri; Pleuronectiformes; Pleuronectidae
Gene: kirrel1b
Product: kirre like nephrin family adhesion molecule 1b
Exons: 15
Coding region: 381-2906 (841 amino acids)
Biological process (GO): cell-cell adhesion
Cellular component (GO): cell-cell junction
Molecular function (GO): cell adhesion molecule binding
Source: RefSeq, a predicted model, not a curated record